AGAUAACCCACUUUUACCUAUCUCUGACCUAUAACCUAGGAACAAGUCAGAUUUUUUCCACAGAUUUCGGCAAACAUGGCUCCAACAUAUGUAUCUGGAUUAUUGCUAACUCUUCUCGUGCCGGUGGUAGCAUGCAGUGUGUUGAGCCGUCUUCCUGUACAACAGGUGUGUAUGGCCGACACUGACUGUGCCCAGAACGAAUGCUGUGGGAAACGGACCGGCCCUCUGAUUGUAAGCAAACGUCAGCUCAGCUCCAUACAGGGAACAUGCAAGCCGUACUUACACGAAAAUGAGUGGUGCUAUGGUCAGUGGAAACAAAAUGGCGACUGCGGCUGCGCUCCGUCGCAGACGUGCCAGUAUUUCCCGCCGACCACACCCACACUCAUCCAAGCCAUUGGGAAACGCCGACCAGCGCCUGGGGAAUACCUCUGUAAACACAAGCAGUGAGAUAUAUAAUAUAUACAUAUGUAAACUGGGACCCAAAAUAAAAUGUUUCCGAUUAUAAAUGCCAA
Haliotis rufescens (red abalone) is the source of this 512-nucleotide messenger RNA. RefSeq lists its product as uncharacterized. The record is from RefSeq and is a predicted model, not a curated record. Bases 76 to 447 code for a protein of 123 amino acids. NCBI's taxonomy places the organism in Eukaryota, Metazoa, Mollusca, Gastropoda, Lepetellida, Haliotidae. The transcript is spliced from 3 exons.